Messenger RNA from Hibiscus syriacus, 2290 nucleotides. RefSeq names its product serine/threonine protein phosphatase 2A 57 kDa regulatory subunit B' kappa isoform-like. Gene Ontology annotation, molecular function: protein phosphatase regulator activity. Bases 524 to 2032 code for a protein of 502 amino acids. Gene Ontology annotation, biological process: signal transduction. Lineage: Eukaryota; Viridiplantae; Streptophyta; Magnoliopsida; Malvales; Malvaceae. The record is from RefSeq and is a predicted model, not a curated record. The transcript has 2 exons. Gene Ontology annotation, cellular component: protein phosphatase type 2A complex.
AUUUUCUCAUUUUCUUUCCUCUUUCUUUCUCUCCAAACACCGGGUUUCCCACACACUAACUCUUUCUAGAAAUCUUCGGGGAAAGUUCCUUAAUAUACUUUGCAAUCCUUUCUCUCUUCUCUUUCAGAAUAAUGAGAUUCCGAUCCAUCAUCUAAAAUUAUCUGUCUUUUUUUUUCUUAUCAGUUUCUCAAUUUUUUUUGAUAUUUUUUUUGUUUGGAAUUGAUAGUUGUGAAAUUUCUUCUGUGUUUCUAUUUUGGGGGAAAAUGUAUGUGAUUGAAAAAUGUUCUCAUUUUUAGCACUCUUAUGGAACCCGUAUCUCUGCUUUGUGUUGAUCUAAACGCUUUUAUUUUCCCUCCAGAUCUGUCAACAAAAUCUAGGGUUAGGGUUUUUUCCCUUUCCGAUACCGUGUUAUUAUACCAAAUUAGUCUCUUGACAAUGUGGUUGUUUUCGUUUUAGGACUCCUUUGGCUCGUCAUUUUAAAAUUUCCUUUUUGUUUUAAUUUUUGUUCCUCUAAAAUUCCGCAAUGCUAAGGCAAUUCCUCAGUAAACUCCCACGAAAAUCGGGGAAAUCGGACUCGCCUGAGCUUGCGCGUUCGAACUCAUGCACGACAGCGGGUUCCACCCCACAAACCCACCGAUCCAACAGUUUGAGUUCGAAUUCUGGCCGUGCCUCUGCUCCAAAACGGACAUCGUCCGCUGUUUUUCCGGCAAGUGUCGUUUCGGGAAUCGAGCCAUUGUUGCCAUUCAAAGAUGUGCCCGUUUCGGAAAGAAUGAAUCUUUUUGUGAGUAAAGUUAGCCUUUGUUGUGUGACUUUCGAUUUCACUGACCCGACUAAAAAUCUGAUUGAGAAAGAUGUUAAAAGACAAACUUUGCUUGAGCUUCUGGAUUUUGUGUAUGGGUCCGUCAGAUUUAGCGAACCUGCAAUUUUAGCCAUGUGUAGGAUGUGUGCUGUGAAUUUGUUUAGGGUUUUCCCACCUAAUUAUCGAUCUACUUCAAGUAAUGGUGGUGAAAAUGAUGAUGACGAGCCUAUGUUUGAUCCGGCAUGGCCACAUUUGCAAAUUGUGUAUGAUUUGCUACUCAAGUUUAUCACUUCUUCAGGUCUUGAUGCCAAAGUAGCUAAAAAGUAUAUAGAUCAUUCCUUUAUUUUGAGAUUGCUCGACUUGUUUGAUUCAGAGGAUCCAAGGGAAAGGGAUUGUUUGAAGACUAUACUGCACAGAGUUUAUGGGAAGUUCAUGGUUCACAGACCCUUUAUUCGGAAUGCUAUAAGCAAUAUAUUUUAUCGGUUUGUUUUUGAGACGGAGAGACACAACGGGAUUGCUGAGUUGUUGGAGAUUUUCGGCAGUAUAAUCAGUGGAUUUGCUUUGCCUUUGAAGGAGGAACAUAAAAUCUUCUUGUGGAGGGUUUUGAUUCCUCUCCACAAGCCAAAAUCUUUGGGGGUUUACUUUCAACAGUUGUCUUAUUGUGUUACUCAGUUCAUUGAGAAGGAACCAAAGUUGUGCAGUACCGUGAUAAUGGGGUUGUUGAAGUACUGGCCCAUAACGAACAGCCAGAAGGAGUUGAUGUUUCUUGGUGAGUUGGAAGAGAUUUUGGAAGCCAUUAACAUGAUGGAGUUCCAAAAGGUUAUGGUCCAGUUGUUCUGGCGGAUAGGCUAUUGCAUUAACAGUUUCCAUUUCCAGGUGGCUGAAAGGGCACUUCUCUUUUGGAAUAAUGAUCAAAUUGUAAACUUAAUUGCACAUAACCGGCAUGUGAUUUUACCCAUCUUACUUCCAGCCUUGGAAAAUAAUACCCAGAACCAUUGGAACCAUGCAGUGCUCAACUUAACAUUAAAUGUCAGAAAGAUGUUCAUGGAGAUGGAUGAGCAACUAUUCAUGUCUUGCCUUUCUCACUUUAAGGAGGAAGAGGCAAAGCUAAGCAUAUUAGCCGAGAAACGGAAGGAAGCAUGGGAGCAACUGGAAAGUGCAGCCAGUCGCCAACCAAUAACCGGAAAUACUGCUGUACUGGUAACUCCUUUGGCAAAACCAAUCUCCUAUUAACUGCACUCCUGAAAUGUCGUUUCCCUGGGCUUUUUGUUUUUCUUGUCUCCCAGCCUUUUAUAAAAAAUGGGAAUUGUAUGCAAAUGGCUUCCGUUUGGGGUUGUGGUAGUAUUUUUCCUCGUUUUGUAUGUUCCAUUAGCAGCCGUUUCUUGUAACUUGCCUUUUAUGUAUUCUCUGAUGCUUACUGUAUGGGAUGUUAAUUGCUUCCUUGGAAAGGUCAUGGGGAGGCCCAUGCAGUGAAUUUAUGUCCGGUUUCAA